Kockovaella imperatae is the source of this 3570-nucleotide messenger RNA. Its product is annotated as CRM1 C terminal-domain-containing protein. Gene Ontology annotation, cellular component: nucleus; cytoplasm. Gene Ontology annotation, biological process: ribosomal large subunit export from nucleus; protein export from nucleus; ribosomal small subunit export from nucleus. The transcript has 20 exons. Gene Ontology annotation, molecular function: nuclear export signal receptor activity; small GTPase binding. The record is from RefSeq and is a predicted model, not a curated record. NCBI's taxonomy places the organism in Eukaryota, Fungi, Basidiomycota, Tremellomycetes, Tremellales, Cuniculitremaceae. The coding region runs from base 236 to 3466 and encodes 1076 amino acids.
CGCCCAGCUACACCAACCAAUUAUAACGGGGAGCCCAUACAGCGACGGUUUAGACGACUUGCUUGGUGCAACCCUUUUGAGCGACAAUUAUUCGUAUAGGUCUUGCAGAAGCUGUGGAAACUAUCCCGCAAGCUUGGCAAAUUACCUGGCCAAGCUUGCAAGAGCUCCUUCUGCUGUCAGGUAGCGUCAAACUGACUGCCGGACUAUAGGCUUGAGGAUAACCGUUGGAUGCGCCAUGGACGCUAUCCUGGACUUCUCCAAGGACCUCGAUGUGGGUCUCCUGGAUCAGGUCGUACAGGCAUUUUACACUGGAUCCGGUGAACAACAACAACAAGCUCAACGUGUCCUCACUCAAUUCCAAGAGAAUCCGGACUCUUGGCAGCGUGUCCCAGCUGUCUUAGAGACCUCCAACAACCUCAACACCAAGUACAUCGCCCUACAGAUUCUAGAAAAGCUCAUCCAGACACGAUGGAAGACCCUUCCCGCAGAGCAACAGAAUGGGAUACGUAAUUUCAUCGUCCAGCUCACCGUGGAUACGUCCUCAGAUGAGCAGAAAAUGAGGCGAGAAAAGGGAUAUCUGAACAAGCUCAACUUGGUACUGGUCCAGAUCCUCAAACAGGCAUGGCCGAAGGAUUGGCCGUCGUUCAUUCCCGAAAUCGUCACUUCCUCCCGUACCAACCUAUCCCUCUGUGAAAACAACAUGAUCAUUCUCAAACUCCUCUCUGAAGAGAUCUUCGACUUCUCAGCCGAACAGAUGACACAGGCCAAGACGAAGGCUCUGAAGCAAAGCAUGUGCAACGAAUUCUCAGACAUCUUUACACUGUGUAAUGAAGUUUUGGAAAAGGCCAACAAGCCGAGUUUGAUCAACGCCACCCUGGAAACGCUAUUGCGGUUCUUGAAUUGGAUUCCACUGGGAUACAUAUUUGAAACUCAAAUCAUCGACUUCCUGGUCUCAAGAUUCCUCGAGGUUCCAGACUAUCGCAAUGUGACACUCAAAUGUCUGUCCGAGAUUGGCGGUCUGAUUGUCGGACCCGAAUUUAAUAGCAAAUUCGUCACCUUGUUCCAGGUCGUCAUGACCAGCGUCAACCGAAUGGUCCCACCAGGCACAGACAUGGCGGCUGCAUACGCUUCAUCUGACGAUGAAGAUCAACAACUCAUAAAAAACCUCGCACUCUUCCUUGCAAACUUCCUUCAUAAUCACCUUCGCCUCAUCGAAACUCCUGAGAACACUGAAUUGCUCAUCAACGCCCACCUGUAUCUUAUCAAAAUCUCCACAGUCGACGACCGUGAAGUCUUCAAAAUCUGUCUCGAGUACUGGGGCAAGCUUGUAUCUGAACUGUAUGAAGAAUUACAAUCACUCCCCUUGAACGACAUUAACCCUCUCAUCAACCUCAAUCUCGGACGCGACAUGAAUGGCUCAGGGCUGGCACUGAACGGUGUGCCGCUGAGAAAGAAUAUUUACGCCGACAUCCUCUCAAAUCUGCGGUUGGUCAUGAUUGAGAAAAUGGUCAAACCAGAAGAGGUCUUGAUUGUCGAGAACGACGAGGGAGAGAUUGUCCGAGAAUUCAUGAAGGAGAGUGAUACGAUUGUCCUGUACAAGAGUAUGAGAGAAGUGCUGGUCUACUUGACACAUUUGGAUGUCUCGGAUACGGAGAUGAUCAUGACCGACAAACUGUCCAAGCAGAUUGACGGCUCCGAGUGGUCAUGGAAUAAUCUGAAUACGCUCUGUUGGGCUAUUGGAUCAAUAUCGGGUGCAAUGAAUGAGGAGACUGAAAAGCGAUUCCUCGUCACUGUCAUCAAGGACCUGCUUGGCCUGACGGAAAUGAAGCGGGGCAAGGACAACAAAGCCGUCUGCGCAUCGGAUAUCAUGUACAUUGUCGGACAGUAUCCACGGUUCCUGAAAGCCCAUUGGAAAUUCCUCAAAACCGUUGUCAAUAAACUGUUCGAGUUCAUGCACGAGACGCAUGAGGGUGUUCAGGACAUGGCUUGCGAUACGUUUAUCAAGAUUGCUCAGAAAUGUCGGCGACAUUUCGUCAUGCAGCAAGCCGGGGAACACGAGCCCUUUAUCGACGAGAUCCUGCGGACAUUACACAGAAUCACGGUGGACCUCGCCCCGCAACAGGUCCACACGUUCUACGAAGCUGUAGGAUACAUGAUCUCGGCGCAACCCAACAAGCCAACUCAAGAGAGGCUAAUCGAGAAGUUGAUGGAGUUGCCGAACAAUGCUUGGGAUCACCUGAUGAAGCAGGCUGCGCAGAGCGUCGAUGUGCUUAGCAAUCCUGAAAACGUCAAGAUCAUGUCGAAUAUCCUCAAAACCAACGUUUCUGCUUGUACUUCCAUUGGACCUUUUUUCCUCCCUCAACUUGGACGAAUCUGGCUUGACAUGCUCGGUCUGUACAAAGCCGUCAGCGGGAUCAUCUCCGAGCAAGUUGCUCAACAGGGCCUGGUCGCAACCAAAACUCCCAAGGUCAGGUCUCUGCGUACGAUCAAGAAGGAGAUCCUAAAGCUCGUCGAGACGUACGUCCGAAAAGCCGAAGAUCUGGAUGGAGUCAACAAAAACCUCAUCCCUGGUCUCUUGGAAGCCAUCUUGACCGACUAUCAACAGAAUGUCCCUGCCGCUAGGGAUGCCGAGGUCCUAAACGUGAUGGCGACUAUCGUGUCUAAACUUGGACCUCUGCUGUCUGCUCAGAUUGCCCCGACUCUCGAUGCAGUCUUCGAGCCGACACUGGGAAUGAUCAAUCAGGACUUUGCGGAAUACCCCGAGCACCGGGUAGGAUUCUUCAAGCUGUUGAGGGCGAUCAACCUUACGUGUUUCUCUUCACUAUUGGAACUUCCACCACAGCAAUUCAAACUCGUCAUGGAUUCAGUUGUGUGGGCCUUCAAACACACUAUGAGGGAUAUCGCCGAUACCGGUCUGAACAUCGCGUUUGAGAUUGUCAACAACUUUGCGUCAUCAUCACAGGAAAUUGCCAACCAAUUCUACCAGCAAUACCUCCUCAGCAUGCUCGGCGAUGUGUUCUACGUCUUGACCGAUGCGGAUCACAAAUCUGGCUUCAAGAUGCAAGCCAUUCUACUGGCACGAUUGAUCUCUUUGGUGGAGACUGGCGCUGUGCAGGCGCCACUAUUCGACCCAGCUCAAGUCAACGACUCGAGCAUGACCAAUGUGACGUUCCUCAAGGGAUAUAUUGAAGACUUGCUAAGAAACGCCUUUGGACAUGUGCAUAGUGCAUCGAUCCAUUCAUUCGUCGGUUUAAUGUUUGAUCACUCGUCGGAUCCCGUCAAAUUCAAAUUCACCCUGCGCGACUUCCUCAUUUCUCUCAAAGAAUUCUCAGGGGACAAUGCGGAGCUGUUCAUCGACGAGAAAGAAGCGGAUGCGAUGAAGAAGGCCAAGGAGGAGAGGGAAUCGGCUAUGCGCGUACCGGGCAUGUUGAAGCCUGCUCAGUUGGAUGACGAUCAGGAUCUAUGAAGGAGUUCUGACAGCUAGGACCGAUCAAGGAGGGAAUAGAUGGAGGCUUUGAGACCGUGAAGACGCUAGGGACUUGCGACGUCCGGAUCUCGCCCCGAUCCCCC